AUAUCAAACUAACUUCACCUCGGUGUGGUCCUCUAUGAUAAACAGUCGUCAUUACGAAACUGAAAGUGUUACUGCGACUUGGGGACCGCUAGUGCUUAACAAAGCCCAUAUCGUAUCAAAAGCUUUUUAGAGAUUAUGUCUUCAGCCAUUGGAAUUCUGCUUGUGGGGAUUUUCACUGUAACUGCCCCAUCAACUGCUGAUUUUGUGACUAUGGAGUGUCAGAGCAGCACUGGUCACCCUGGCCAGUCCUCAAGGCUGAACUGUGUGGUGAAAGCACAACGGGAAUUUAAAAUAAUGCAGGUCUUCUGGAGGAAAGAUGGUGACCUUGUGAUGAAAUUCGAUGGUGGUACACAAAUAGAGGAUGAACGAUUUCAGUUGGCAGACACCAACUGGAUGAACAGCUAUGAUUUAUCCUUACUUGUGAAGAACACCAAAAUCUCAGAUGAGGGCAACUAUUCAUGCAUCGUGGUCACUAACAGGGGGAUAAGUAAAGGAGAUGCCAGAUUAGAUAUAGAUAAAAGAGGUCUCGGAGGACAAGUAUUUUCUUUUCCAGAGGGAUACGUCAGCUCUUAUGUGAGGCUUACACCGUUAGUCUCAAAAGCCCUCUCCUCAGCCACUUUCUGCUUACGCUUUUACACAGACCAAUUAUCAAAUGACAAUGUUCUCUUUUCGCUAGACAUAACCGGACAACCAGCUGCUCUCACAAUAUUUGGGCAUUUCAGUCAACAACCACACUAUGAAUUGCGCAUUGAGGACAAGAGUCUCCUUUUCUUUGGCCUACAGUACAACUUGAAUAAGUGGAACUCACUAUGUACAGCCUGGGAUGGGAGCACUGGGAUGUCUCAGAUGAUCGUCAAUAAGACGCCCAGUGUCAGGAAACUUGCAAAUCCUGGAGGUUCCCUUGCUGCAAACAACAGUGUAAUACUUGGACCAAAUUGGACGUCAUUCAUGGGACAUAUCACUGAUGUGCAUGUUUGGGACUACGUCAACUCACCAUCCGAAAUCCAGAAUUAUAUGGAGAAUGAUUUUGUGAACUACACCCUGGGUAAUUACCUAAAUUGGAGAUCAUUGGAUUACUCCAUAAAUGGAUAUGUGCUGGUUGAGGACAUUAAUACAUUAAAUUCAUGGAAUUAGAGACAGUGUGCACAAAGGCUACACAAUUACCUGUUACCCUGACCAUGCACUAUUUACCAGCAUUCACAAGCAUUUACCGGUAACAGCAUCUAUCCAUUCGCUUAUGACAAAGUUCACU
Alosa sapidissima (American shad) is the source of this 1252-nucleotide messenger RNA. RefSeq names its product female protein-like. Bases 136 to 1134 code for a protein of 332 amino acids. The transcript has 4 exons. The record is from RefSeq and is a predicted model, not a curated record. Lineage: Eukaryota; Metazoa; Chordata; Actinopteri; Clupeiformes; Clupeidae.